Rotaria sordida is the source of this 1548-nucleotide messenger RNA. The record is from the annotation of a GenBank genome assembly. NCBI's taxonomy places the organism in Eukaryota, Metazoa, Rotifera, Eurotatoria, Philodinida, Philodinidae.
AUGAACUUAUUGGAAGAAAGUCAUAAACCGGAUCAUCAAUCUCAUGAUUGUCCUGAAGAAACUGAUGGUGUUGAUAGUUUCCGUAGUUCUGGUGAUCAAAGAAAAAAUAAUCGAGCAAGUGAAUCUAUUUCUGACGAUAUUUUCAAUCAACCUGAUGCUCAUCCUUGUCCUCAACCAACUGAGCAUUAUGUUUCAUCCGCUUCACCAACAACCGAAAAUAAUAUAUUUGACGAAACAGUUACCAAAGGUCAAAAUUUUGAGAAAUAUCAUCAAACUCAAGUUCGCUGCACACCACUAAAGAAAGUCAAACCAAUUGAAUUAUAUAGAGAAGCUAUUUAUACAACACAAAUUUUAUCAAAUAUUCAUCGUGUCCAUUUUCAAGAAUUAACAACUAUUCAACGUUAUGUUAUACUUAGUAUACGACAACAAAAUGAUCUCAUUGUUUGUACUCAAAGUGGAUCUGGUAAAACAGAUGAAUUAUUUGCGCGAGACGAUCCGCCAUCACCACUUUGUCUUAUUGUUUCAGCUACACGUGACCGUGCUUUACAAACAGAAUGUGAGGCAAGAAAAUUUGCAUUUCAAACUGCUAUUAUACCGUGCUCUGGUGUUGGUGGUCAUGAUAUGUAUGUUGUAUUGGACCAGCUUCAAAAAGGUUGUCAUAUUCUAUCAGCUACUAUUGGUCAUCUUAAAGAUAUGGUUGGAAAAGAUCAAAUUUCAUUGAGAAAGGUUAAAUAUUUUGUUCUUGAUGAAGCUGAUCGAAUGUUAGAUGCAGGCGUUGAACUUGAUAUCCGUAAAUUAGAAGAUCUUGGUUUACCACCAAAAGAUAGCCGCUUUACAUCAAUAUUUUCUACAACAUUUUCUAAUGAAAUACAACAAUUAGCUAAACAUUAUCUGCGUACCAAUUAUGUAUGCCUUGAUGUUAGUACGCUUGAUGGUAUCGAUACAGAUAUUGCACAGACAAUUGAGGAAGUGUCGUCUUCGAAAAAGAAAGAUCGUCUUUUUCAAUUAAUUAAACAAAUUUCUAAAUCUGAACGUUGUUUGAUAUUUGUUGACACGAAACGAUUAGCUGAUUAUCUAGGUGCAUUACUUUCACAAAAACGUUUCAUGAGUACAACAGUGCAUGGUGAUCGAACGCAAAGACAACGACAGGAAGUUGUACAACGAUUUACAAAUGAAAAAUAUCCAAUACUUGUUGCAACAUCAGAUGUUGUUCGUGGUCUAAAUUUACCUCAAAUUGAUUAUGUUAUUAAUUAUGAUUUUCCAGAUACAAGUGACUUUGAUACAUGCCGUAUUGGUAUAGCAGGUCAAGCUGAUUAUCUGGGUAAAUCAAUAUCAUUUUUUGAUCCUGAUCGAGAUUCCGAUCGGAAAAUUGUACCUGAACUCAUAUUAAAAUUAAGCGAAGCUGAUCAAUGGGUACCUGAAUUUCUUAAAAAAUAUACUGAUGGUAGCCAAGUUCAACUUUAUAACGGUGAUCAUAGUUCACGAAAUCGCUGUAUGCGUUCUGGAGACGAUCAUACUGCUGGUGCAGCUCACAAAGAUUGGGAUUAA